Lactuca sativa (garden lettuce) is the source of this 2069-nucleotide messenger RNA. RefSeq names its product PRLI-interacting factor. The record is from RefSeq and is a predicted model, not a curated record. Lineage: Eukaryota; Viridiplantae; Streptophyta; Magnoliopsida; Asterales; Asteraceae.
CCUCCACAUAAACGCUACCUUUUGCGAUUCCCAAAACGAGAACUAAACAUCGCAACACAAAAUUCUUGAUAUUCAUAAAAUCAAAUCGUCUAUUCUGUGGCUGAAAACCAUUAAUCUUAACCCUGUUUGUGUUAGAUCGGACAGAUAAUCGUGAAUAUCGAGAAUCAAUCUUGUUUUCUGAUAGGUUUAGGGUUUGUUGAUUUUCAUUUUGGUCUGGUAUGUGAUGUUUGAUCAGUAAUUUAGCUACAAUUGUGUUUGAAUCGCGAUUAUUUUUCAUUUACUUAUUUUAUUGUUUAGCGAUCUCGAAAUUAGGAGCCUUAGGGUUUUGAAUUUGUUGUAGUUUUCUUUUCGAUCUGUUUGGAAUCAUCGUUUGAAUUUGAAAGAGGUUAUCGAUUUGUUGAUACCAACUUGUUCUCGGAGGCUUAUAGACUGAUUUCAGUUAGCAGUCCUGAUGAACGAUCAGUCUCAGAUGAUGAAUCAAUCGAAAAUGGCGAAUCAGUCGCAGAUGAUGAGUAUCGGACAGCCGUUGCCGCCUGUGAUGAGUCAGCCACAGCAGGUAAUGAAUAACCAGAACCCUCAGAUGUUUGUGAACCAAUUGAUGAAUCCUUCGCAAAUGAUGGUGAAUCAAUCGUUGAACCACCGUGGUGGUGGUGGUGGCUAUGGAAUGUGGCCUCCGCCACAAGUGGAUCAACUCAAGUUCCAAAACCUUAACAUGAAGCCUUCUGGACUUCCUUCUUCUUCAUUGAAGUCUAUGGGACCAAGAAACAACAAGAAUUGGAAAGGGAAGAAAGGAAAUGACAAAUGGAUGAAUAACAACAACAACCGGAAGGAAUUACCGGUGAUGGGCGGAGGUGGUAGUCUUAUCAACAACACCGGCGGCGGUGGGGCUGGAUAUAACCCCCCUACGCUUAACGAACUACAACAACAGAAUCGUUUGAAAGCUAGAAGAUACUUCCCGAAGAAGAAGUUCAAUCAUAACGGCAGAUCCGCUCCUUUUGCUCCAAGAAACACCACAUCGUUUCUAAUCCGCGCCAAAAAAGCCGGCGGCAUUACAUCUCUGGUAUCACCAUGUCCGGUAACACCUGCUGUUCUACCUACUCCGAUUUUCUCUCCAUCCAGAGAAGUUUUAGUAGACAUGGCGAAAGAAGAGUGGGGUGUUGAUGGGUAUGGAUCAAUGAAAGGGUUAAUCAGACUUAGAUCAAAUGAAGCCGAAGCACCUGAAGAAGAUGAAGAAGAUGAAGGUGGGUCAAGUGAGAGUGACGUUGAAGAACAUGUUGAGGUAGAAAGGAGACUGGAUCAUGACUUGAGCAGGUUUGAAAUGAUUUACCCAAACUACAAUGGCGCUGAUCAUAGUAGUUAUCUUUUGGAAAACAGAGUUGAUGAUCAAGAUACACAUAUAGCUCAACUGGAAGAAGAGAACCUGAUACUGAAGGAAAGAUUGUUCUUGAUGGAAAGGGAGUUUGAUGAUUUGAGGAUGAGAUUGCAGUGUUUGGAGAGACAAGGUAGGGGAGCUGAAAGACUUAUUGAAGAGGUUGUGGAGAAUGAUUCUGAAAAUGAAAGUGAAAGCAGGGGGUAUGGAAGAUCAAUGGAGGAUAACAAUGAAAGAAGUCAAUGUUCAGAGGAUAAUAACAAUGGAGAUAAUAAUAAUAAUAAUACUGAAUUAAAGCAAUCAGAUAGCAUUGAAAAGGGUGUUCAGACAAUCGAAGAUGUAAAGGAAAACGAUGACAAGAAGAAUGAAGUGUUGGAAGAAAAUGGUAAAGAAGAAGUUGUAAAGGAGGAAGAAAGAGUUGCAGAUAUGGUAUUAUGAGGUAAGAAAUCAUAGAAAUAUAAAUUCCUGUGUUAAUAUGGAAUCUGUUCUUCUGUCAAGUUUCUUCAUCAAUCCAAGUUAUUAUCCAUAUUUGCAAAACAUGACAGAAGCUUGAAGUCUUUUUUUUUUUUUUUUUGGAGUUUUAGGUGAAAAUAGGGUACUUAUGUUGUUGAAGCAGUUGAUGUAAACAUUUGGCCUGAUGUUUUUAAAUAAUAUUGUCGUUCAUGAUUUCUUUUAUAAAAGGAAGGUAAUGUUUUUUUAA